UUUUUUUUCCCACUGUCUGUGAAAGCAACGCAGCCAGAGAAGAGACGGUGUAACUUUGGGGGGGAUGGAUGGAUGGAGCGGAUCAAUCGUCCACAUAUCUUUUCCCUGUGGUCUUCAUCCAGCCACUCGACUCGACUCGCUCUUCUUCUCUCUCAUUCACUCAUCCUUUCUUCUCCUCAUUCCUCAUCAACCAUGGCCUACUCUCCCCGCGAGCCCAUCAAAACCAACCUCGAGUGGGUCUCGGCCCUGUCGAUCGAUGUCGAGCCCUCUGCGGUCCGUCGCUCUACCAUUAUCUGCACCAUCGGUCCAAACACAAACAAGGUCGAAAUGAUCACGGCGCUGCGGCGCGAAGGCAUGAAUAUCGUUCGCAUGAACUUUAGCCAUGGCACGUACGAAUACCACAAAUCGGUCAUUGACAAUACGCGCAAGAGCUGUGCCGAGCACCCUGGCAAACCCGUCGCCAUCGCGCUCGACACCAAAGGUCCCGAGAUCCGCACAGGGCAGAUGGCCAACGGAGUGGAUGUGCCCUUUGUUGCGGGUCACACCAUGACAUUCACGACAGACGAACAAUAUGCGGAAGCCAGUACAGAUCAAGUGCUGUAUAUUGACUACAAGAACAUUACCAAAGUGCUCGAGCCUGGCAAGGUCAUCUAUAUUGACGAUGGUGUCAUGUCCUUCAAGGUGCUCGAGAUUGUAGAUGAGAAGAAUCUGAAGGUUAUCGCCUUGAACAAUGGCAAGCUGUCGUCGAAGAAGGGUGUCAACCUGCCGAGGACCGAUGUAGAUCUACCGGCAUUGUCGGAAAAGGAUAAGGCGGACCUGAAAUUUGGGGUGGAGCAGAAUGUAGACAUGAUCUUCGCGUCUUUCAUUCGGAGCGGUGAGGAUGUCCGAGAGAUUCGCCGCGCCUUGGGGGAGGCCGGAAAGCACAUUAAGGUUAUUUCGAAAAUUGAGAACUAUCAGGGAGUCCAAAAUUUCGAUGACAUUCUAUCCGAGACGGAUGGAGUCAUGGUUGCCCGCGGCGAUUUAGGUAUCGAAAUCCCAUGCUCGACCGUCUUCUUGGCCCAAAAGAUGAUGAUUGCAAAGUGCAACAUUGCAGGCAAACCCGUCAUCUGCGCCACGCAGAUGCUCGAAUCAAUGACAUACAACCCUCGGCCGACGCGAGCAGAGGUCUCAGAUGUGGCGAAUGCAAUCUUGGAUGGCGCCGACUGUGUUAUGCUGUCAGGAGAAACCGCCAAGGGAACAUAUCCACUGGAGGCAGUGCGGACCAUGCAUGAGACAUGUCUGCUGGCCGAGUCUGCUAUUUGCUAUCCGCCGUUGUUCAAUGAAAUCAGGGAUAUGACUCCCAGACCAACCGAGACCACAGAGACCGUAGCCUCAUCUGCAGUGUCGGCAGCUCAUGAGCAGGAAGCAGGUGCGAUUAUUGUUCUGACGACCAGCGGAGCGACAGCGCGCCUGGUGAGCAAAUACAGACCCAAGUGUCCGAUCAUUUGCCUAACGAGAUAUGGGUCGACGGCAAGGCAAGUCCACUUGCACCGGGGAUGCUAUCCCUAUCAUUACCAAGUCGAGCGUCAUUCUGAUUGGCAGGAAGAUGUUGAUGCUCGCCUGCAAUACGGGAUGAGGAAGGGCAUUGAGGAAGGGUUGUUGAAGAAGGGCGAUGUGGUGGUGAUGAUUCAGGGAUGGAAAGGCGGACUCGGCAACACGAACACCCUUCGUGUCCUCCACGCCGAGUAGAUAGCCAGCGCCUUAACCCUUGGCCCCUCCUUCAGUCGUUCGCGCAGACACAGAUCUGCGGGAGUUGAGUAGCUGGCACGUUUUUGCUCGAAAUAAACCGCAAACCUUAACCUGUAAUUGAACGCGAAGCACUCUCUGGGACACGCUGCAUGGACACAUGCACAAACGUUGCAGAGCGCCUUUUCGCAUUCCAAAGUGAAUAAAGAUCCACAGGCUGGUGCUGCACAAGACGAUGCGGCCCCUUUGGUAGCCGAUAAGCCCACUGCGUAUCUUUCUCGUCAAGGGUACGACGUCCUAUGAUAUGCUCGUUUCCGCUCAUUGCCCGAUUGAACGAGGGAGGGAGGGAGGCGUGACGCCCGUCACUACACCCCUCUCAUUCACGCUAAA
This is a messenger RNA of Gamsiella multidivaricata, 2115 nucleotides long. RefSeq names its product pyruvate kinase. Gene Ontology annotation, biological process: glycolytic process. The record is from RefSeq and is a predicted model, not a curated record. The transcript is spliced from 7 exons. Gene Ontology annotation, cellular component: cytoplasm. The coding region runs from base 73 to 1728 and encodes 551 amino acids. Gene Ontology annotation, molecular function: potassium ion binding; pyruvate kinase activity; magnesium ion binding. NCBI's taxonomy places the organism in Eukaryota, Fungi, Mortierellomycota, Mortierellomycetes, Mortierellales, Mortierellaceae.